Eruca vesicaria subsp. sativa (arugula) is the source of this 1107-nucleotide messenger RNA. Lineage: Eukaryota; Viridiplantae; Streptophyta; Magnoliopsida; Brassicales; Brassicaceae. The record is from the annotation of a GenBank genome assembly.
AUGGAAUACAUCACAGAGCUCAGUGAAGAGAAAACCGAAGAUAACCCUUUUACGGUCUUUGGUUCAACGGUCAUAAAUAAUCAACAAAACCAAAUACCUCAAGAGUUCGUAUGGCCGGAUGAUAAGAAACCCUCUGCAAACGUUCCAAUCCUCCAAGUCCCUCUAAUCGACCUCGCCUGUGUCCUCUCCAGCGACCCAUUCCUAGUCUCGGAGGCUACAAGACUCGUGGCAGAAGGGGCAAAGCAACAUGGUUUCUUCCUGGUCAUCAACCAUGGAGUCGAUGAGGGACUCAUGUCUCGUGCCUGUACAUUAAUGGACACAUUCUUUAAGUCACCGACUUGUGAGAAACAGAAGGCUCAGAGGAACCAUGACGACAGCUGGGGUUACACUAGUAGCUUUGUAGGAAAAUUCAAGAAGAAUCUCCCGUGGAAGGAAAUGCUGUCGUUUAGGUUCACCCCAGAGGAGAAGAGCGAGAACCACUCCCAAAUCGUCAAGGAUUUCAUUAUCAAGAAAAUGGGAGAUGGAUACAAAGAUUUUGGGAAUGUUUAUCAAGAAUACGCGGAGGCCAUGAGCAACCUCUCACUGAGGAUCAUGGAGCUUCUUGGAAUGAGUCUUGGAAUCAAUAGGAGCCAUUUCGUAGAGUUUUUCGAAGACAACGAUUCCAUAUUGAGAUUGAAUUACUACCCCAAGUGCAAGCAACCGAAUGAUGUAUUAGGGUCAGGACCACACUGCGACCCAACCUCUCUAACCAUACUUCAACAAGACCAUAGUGGUCUUCAAGUUUUCGUGGACAACCAGUGGCAAGCAAUCCCUUAUAACCCUCAAGCGUUGGUAAUUAACAUUGGUGACACUUUCAGGGCUCUAACUAACGGAAGAUACAAGAGUUGCUUGCAUAGAGCGGUAGUGAAUAACGAAAACGAAAGAAAGACACUUGUAUUCUUCCUAUCUCCGAAAAUGGACAAAGUGGUGAAGCCACCAGAGGAAUUAGACGGUGAAAGAGCGUAUCCUGAUUUUACAUGGUCUCUGCUUCAUGAGUUCGUAAUGAAACAUUAUAGAACAGACGAGAACACCCUUGAAGAGUUUACAAAAUGGCUCAAGGACAGAUGA